Ambispora gerdemannii is the source of this 615-nucleotide messenger RNA. Lineage: Eukaryota; Fungi; Glomeromycota; Glomeromycetes; Archaeosporales; Ambisporaceae. The record is from the annotation of a GenBank genome assembly.
AAACGAGAAAGGGAUGCUCUUGAUGCUUGGUGGGAAAUCCCAAAAGCAUAUCAAGAAAAAAUCGCGCAUUUCUUAUUACUCUUUGCUGACGAUCACGAUGAAACAAUGACAUUAACAGAAACAUUAAAUGAGAUUUUGGAAGAGGAUGAAGAGGAAGAAUCAAUGAAUUCAUCAUCGUCAGAACUAUCAGGACGACAUACAUACGAGAAAUAUCCAAAUUAUAAUGAUGGUGAUAGCGCGCACUCUCAAAGAAUACAAUAUCGACUACCACUACGACUAAUAAAUAAUGAUAACAACUUAGCACCGUUUGGUGGUGCUUUUGCCGAUAAUAUUGAUAUUAAGCCAGUAUCGUUACAUGAAGACAGUACAUCACAGAUUAGUGAAUCUGAAAUAGUAGCCCAGUCAAGAAUAAUACGGCGCAAAUCAAUUCGAUCAAGUAAUGCUGAUGAUGAUGAUAAUUAUCUUCGAACUAUGGAAUGCCGAAAUUAUAAGUUGGACGUUUCUGGAUCAUCUAGCGUUAAUAAUGAUGAUAACAAUAAUCAGCUGCCGGAUUUUAUAAAUGAGUCUGAUACUCGGUUUACUUCAGCAACUGCUACCACUAGUGAUACUUCUGCA